Messenger RNA from Manduca sexta (tobacco hornworm), 1388 nucleotides. RefSeq lists its product as uncharacterized. The record is from RefSeq and is a predicted model, not a curated record. Bases 105 to 899 code for a protein of 264 amino acids. Lineage: Eukaryota; Metazoa; Arthropoda; Insecta; Lepidoptera; Sphingidae. The transcript is spliced from 4 exons.
GAGAUAAAACAACGGACGACAAGACAUCGCUAACACUAUAUCUUUAACCAUUGUGUUCGCUACCUGCUUCCUACAGACCAGUCAGUUUCCGACACACGGUCAAAAUGGUCACAAUAUUUGUUCUCCUGUCGUGUGCUGCUUUCGUUGCAGCGGAACAUUCUGGAGCGUAUUCAUCACCACAGUACGCCAAGAAAUUGUAUCCGAAGAAAAGCUAUGAUACAAGCAUGCUAUUGCCAGUGGACAAGCCGCCUAUUCCGUUUAAAGGUAGUGAUUACCCAAACCAAGAGAGUCAGAGCCAGGAGUCUAUCGCGAGGUUUGAUAGUGGCAAUGACACUUUAAUGCAUCGAUCGAGUUUCCUAGAAUCUGCUAAUAACUUCUUUAGUAGUACCGGAGGUCAAGUGGUGACGAGCAUUGCUAAGGACUUCAUCGCCAGGUCGACUGGAAGCAGCCAGGUUGGUUUUGACUGCGUAUCUCAGGUAUUAAGUCUAAAUCUAACGAACCUGGUCAUUCUCAUAGUGCUGAAGGCGUUGAUAUUAGCUGCUGGAUUCUUUGGCGCCGGCGCUUGGAAGGGCGGUCAUCAUUACGGAAGAAGUCUCGAAGACAACAAGAACGCCUCAUACAUCUCUGAAGACGAGAUCCUUCUGUACCUGAGCUACUUAGCCGGCCAGCAGAAUAAGAACUACGACUGUCUAUAUCUUCUAUCGUGCCAGAGGCCAGAACAAGCGGCAAUGUAUUCUUCGGGAGCCGAACUACUUUUACAAGGAACGAAAUUAUUUCACGGUAACAACAUCGACCUUGAACCAUAUGAAGACGUGGCAGCUGGGAUCAAGCAGGCUGCCGCAUGGGGGGAGCAACGCUUGCCUUGUGACACCAGAUAUCGAUGUGGAAAAUCCGUAUAAGUAACCGUGCCUAGAUUUAGAUAAUUACAGUAUUGACUGAUUAGUAACAAAUAAACUUAAAAUUAUUCAAACACGUUACUGUGAAUCAAAUAAAUUAAAAAAGGUCUAAUUAUCCAUUCAUCAAAUGAAGGUUAUUUGCUAAUUAAUAACCUGACAGAAUGUAACAAUUAAAUAUUUAUUUUUCAUUAAUUAAAGUCUAAUUUACAAUGUAGUGUUUCAUGUUAUAAAUAACUUUAUCUGAUGAUUUAAAAACCUGACCCGAUUUAUUACUUGUAAUUAAUAUUUUCUUUACGCCAAAUAAACCUUACAACCAUUUUGUAAACUAGAAUAUAAUGUAAAAAUAUAUUAAAACCGUAACUGCUCAAAUAAAGUGUUUUAAGUAAUCAAUUUAAAGCUUAAAAUUAAGUGAAGUGUAUUUUUAAUUUAUAUUAACAAGUAAUAAUGUAAGACAGUACACUAACUCCAAAUAAAUAAAAUAAUACUGUUAAA